Messenger RNA from Ectocarpus sp. CCAP 1310/34, 2201 nucleotides. NCBI's taxonomy places the organism in Eukaryota, Phaeophyceae, Ectocarpales, Ectocarpaceae. The record is from the annotation of a GenBank genome assembly.
AUGCCUGCGAGGUCGAGCUUACUCGACACGAGGACGGCCAAUCCUCACUACGCGGCAUUGGCUCAAGUGCGGGAGCACCUCGCACCAACACUGCAGAGAGUCAAGGGGAGCUCGCACGGCCUAGCGGUUGAUGACCGUGCGCUGAAGGAGGCAAAGGAUCAGGUGGCGAAGACAAGAGCGGAGCUAGUCGCGAAAGGUCUCGACGAGGACAUGUACACGGCAGCCCUUAUGCAGGGGACACACCCAGAAGACGGCGGAGGCACCGGCACACCGUUCAUCACGCUAGGUGACGGCAACUGCCUGUUGAACGCGGUUGCGCUGCAGUAUGUGAGGGCGGAGGGGCGGGCGGUAAGGGCCGCCGUCCCACAGUUGGCCGCGAAGCUGCGGCUGAGCGUCGUCCUUGAAGGGCUUCGGCACAUGGAGGCAUAUUUGUCCCUUCAGGAGGAUAUCUUCUGCUGCUGGGACAACUACACUGGUGAUGUUAAUGACAGACUCACCGCUGCCGGGUGGUGUGUUGAGCCCGACACGAUCGACAAAGCCCGUGUUGGUUCGCGUGAGACCGCGCGGCUGUUCUUCGUUGCACAGCUACACAACAUAGCCGUCAAGGGACAAUGGCUCCAGCAGUUCGUGCUGCCAAUCCUGGCAACGGUUAUCCAGGCGCCGAUCCGUGUCUUUGUUCCAUACCACAGCGUGAACAUCUCGUUCGGAGGGUGGUGGGGACACACUCUCUUCCGACCCCUGUAUCAAGCAGGUCCUUCGCGUGAUCCGGUCUAUGCCGUGUUCACAACCUAUUCAACUGCGAACUACCUGCCGACCUUCACGGAUGCAGCCGGUUUGGUGCAACAAGUGGGCAUGAGUGGAUUGCCAACUCUGAACCACUUCGUGGCGAUGUCCCCUGACAGGGCAGUAGACAUGAACGCCCUCGCCGUGCAGCGGUUCGAGGACAGGCUACGGAGCGCGACGGACACCUACCGGGAGGCUGUUUCCGUGCUCAACGUAGCAAAGCAGAAACCGGACCAGGAGGAUGCUCUCCUCCGUGACAUGAAUGCCGAGGUGAAGAAGGCUCGCGAGGACCUGAUAUUGCGCGAGCGUGACUACAACCUCGUCAGAGGCGCCUACUUUGUGAGUAGCCACCGUAGGCACCCGCCUCAUCCCGAGACCUUGUCGGCAGGGGCCGAGGUUGGCGGAUCGCAGUCAUACGACGUCGAGGUCAUCUGCGCAGGCGCCACGGAUGACGACGGCCGCCCCGAUCCUCUGGGAGAGGGUGUCCUUCGUCGAAAGCUUGAGGCCGUUCGCUUCGACCUUAGCCUUUUCGAGGAAGCGCCGCCUGACACUGACCUGGAGAAGGACUGCAUGCGUGGCCCUGAGGCGGAAUCGACUGAAGACAGCAGCGUAUGGGCGCGCACGUCGUUGGAGGCCCUCCUCGACCUCAUCGGCGAACUCCCCGUCCACGUUGCGGCGGCUGUGCGAUACAAACUCACGCCUGCAAGGCCGGGUCAUGUUGUGGUUUUCGGACCCAAUGGCUUCCACUUGUGCUCUUGCCUCAAGCUGUUGCGACACGGCCUCGUCUGCAGACACUACUUCGCCGUGCUAGUUCGCUUCCUCGGCUGCAGGUUCAAGGGAAUCCUGCUCGACCACCGCUUCGACGGCAACAGUCUCCACGCACGCUGGCGGCAAUCGCUUGACGGCAACGACGAGCCAUGGACCGUCUCUAGAGUGUUGAAAGAGACAGGGCACGGCGACGGCUGGGACGGGUGUGAAGAGGGCGCAGACGACAACUUCUGGGGGCCAACGUUCGACGACGACGACGCGGGGGACGGCGUGCAUCCUUCGGAACGUGCGGCAAAAGCAGCUGCCGCUCGAUCAGCGACUGAUGAGCGCCGGGUGUUCGCGAGCAUGAUGGCCAAGAGCAAGGAAAACGUCUCCGAAAUCCUAAGGACGGUUCCACACGCGAAGGCCAUGGAGAUCCAGGCUGACCUCGACAAGUGGGUGAGGUUCCAGCUCGCGGAGGCUACCGGACAGAACAGCGCCAAGAAUCCCGCGCAGGUCAAGAAGGCUGGAAGGCCUAAGAAAUCAAAGUCGGGAGAACAACAGGAGAAGCGCGGUGAUGGCAAUGGUGCGCCGCCAGGGCAGACCGGCUCUGCUAAGCCGGUCGGUAACCCGCAAGGGCGGAUGGACAAGAGCCGCAGGGCCAAAAGGAU